AUGCAGGUUGCAAGCACGUACCCGGACUUGGCUACUGGCUGCCACGAGGACCUGUUUCUGUGGUUAGGCGACCUCUUCGAACCCGAAGAGCCUCCUGAUGCCUGUGGUCUGGGGUCAGCCAAGACGUCCAGCUCACGCAGCUCCCACGCCGACUUUGGCUUCUCCGCUCCGCCCUCCCGUCUUCUGCCUCUAUUAAAAGACGUUCCGUCUCUCCGCCUCUUGCACAGCCUCACAUCGACUCUGUUUUUGUCCACGGCUCUUUCCACCAUCGCCUUGAUGCCCGCCUUCUUGCUCGAACGCUUCCGCAGACGACCCUCCUGUUCUCCUCAGCUGAUCGGCUUGGCCGCGGCUAUCGACGCCGAAGCCUUUCUCGAAAAAGCUCAACCGCCCCCGUCGCUCUCGUGUCCCGUCGAGGAGUAG
Molecule: messenger RNA, 420 nt
Organism: Hirsutella rhossiliensis
Lineage: Eukaryota; Fungi; Ascomycota; Sordariomycetes; Hypocreales; Ophiocordycipitaceae
Exons: 2
Coding region: 1-420 (139 amino acids)
Source: RefSeq, a predicted model, not a curated record